AUGUCAGCCAAAGCGCCUUCGCGGUCGAGUGACCAUGAAAAGUUUAGCGAUGAGCAGUCCGGAUAUCGCGUCAACACUGCCGAUCCGGAUGCAGAGUUUGGAGGCACCGAGGCGCGCAAGGUUCUGGAGAAGAAGCUUUUGUGGAAGGUGGAUUGCAGGAUGAGUAUCCUCGUGCUCAUCUACAUUUUGAACUAUAUCGAUCGCAAUAAUGCUGGAGCUGCGCGUUUACGAGGAUUUGAAGCUGAUCUCAGACUUCAGGGUAAAGAUCGUAUGAUUCCUGUUGGCGUAAAGGGGAAUUGA
Molecule: messenger RNA, 300 nt
Organism: Psilocybe cubensis
Lineage: Eukaryota; Fungi; Basidiomycota; Agaricomycetes; Agaricales; Agrocybaceae
Exons: 3
Coding region: 1-300 (99 amino acids)
Source: RefSeq, a predicted model, not a curated record